Molecule: messenger RNA, 2567 nt
Organism: Entelurus aequoreus (snake pipefish)
Lineage: Eukaryota; Metazoa; Chordata; Actinopteri; Syngnathiformes; Syngnathidae
Gene: ptdss2
Product: phosphatidylserine synthase 2
Exons: 13
Coding region: 437-1918 (493 amino acids)
Biological process (GO): phosphatidylserine biosynthetic process
Molecular function (GO): L-serine-phosphatidylethanolamine phosphatidyltransferase activity
Source: RefSeq, a predicted model, not a curated record
CAAAACAUUGGCGAGGGAACCGGUUUUGUCAAGUUCCGCUCUAUAAUCUACAGCCACGUCGUGUUUUGAUUUCAAAAUACAAUCUCUACCCAUGCUUACACCCACAAACUCUUUUAUUUUGAAAAACACAGAUCAGAUCCGCUUUCUCUCUGUCACCGUCACUUGACACGCAGAAAAGUCAAGCCGCCAUUGCCAUGUGACGUCGUGUGGCGCUUAUAAUGUGGCUUAAUGUGGAUUUGUUAACACGAAGUCGAAUUUGUUUGCUAAUAAUUUCAUGACGAUUUAAAAUGCGCGUAUUGGUGGAGUUUAACCGGUGCGCCCAGCCCUUGGAGUCACCAAUCCCGAACAUUUAGUCGGAUGCUGACAGUCGCUUGGGUGCGGCUGACAGGAGAAUAAAAAACAUACACGCAAGCUCGGGCGGAUCCCUUUCCGAGCCAUGAAGCUGGAGGUGAAGCGAAGCGGUGUGGUCACCGCAGCCGGCAGGUGCGCGCCGGAGACGGUCAACAAUGGCGCGGCGGAGCACGGCUGCCUGGAUCCCGGCACGCCGGCGAAAGCCAAAGUCACCAAGCAGAUCUCCAGGGAGAGCUUGCAGCGGAAAAAUACCGAGUGUGAGGUGUACGACGAUGGGACUAACACGUUUUUCUGGCGGGCCCACACUGUCACCGUUCUUUUCAUUCUGACGUGCGCCCUGGUCUACGUCACGCUUUUGGAGGAGACGCCGCAGGACACGGCUUACAACACCAAGAGGGGGAUUGUGGCCAGCAUCCUGGUGUUUCUUUGUUUCGGGGUCACACAAGCCAAAGAUGGACCCUUCACUCGACCACAUCCAGCUUAUUGGAGGUUCUGGCUUUGCGUCACUGUUGUCUAUGAGCUCUUCCUCAUCUUCAUCCUCUUUCAGACGGUGCAUGACGGUCGGCAGUUCAUGAAGUACAUUGAUCCCAAACUUGGUGUGCCCCUACCCGAGCGCGACUAUGGGGGGAACUGCCUCAUCUACGAUCCAGACAACACCACAGACCCCUUACACAAUCUCUGGGACAAGAUGGAUGGCUUUGUCCCGGCUCACUUCCUGGGUUGGUACAUAAAGACACUGAUGAUCCGGGACUGGUGGAUGUGUAUGAUCAUCAGCGUCAUGUUUGAGUUCCUGGAGUACAGCCUGGAACACCAGCUGCCCAACUUCUCCGAGUGCUGGUGGGACCACUGGAUCAUGGACGUGCUGGUGUGCAACAGUCUGGGCAUCUACUGCGGCAUGAAGACGCUGGGCUGGUUGUCCAUGAAGCCUUAUCAGUGGCAGGGCCUGUGGAACAUCCCCACCUACAAAGGAAAGAUAAAGCGCAUCGCCUUCCAGUUCACGCCGUACAACUGGGUAAAGUUCGAGUGGAAGCCUGCGUCUAACCUUCGGCGCUGGCUCGCCGUGUUGGGCAUCAUAUUCAUGUUCCUGCUGGCGGAGUUGAACACCUUCUACCUGAAGUUUGUGCUGUGGAUGCCUCCGGAACAUUACCUGGUGCUGCUGCGACUGGUCUUCUUCGUCAACGUGGGGGGCGUGGCCAUGAGGGAGAUCUACGACUUCAUGGACGACCCGAAGUUCCACAAGAAGCUGGGCCAGCAGGCGUGGCUGGUGGCGGCCAUCACCGUGACGGAGUUCCUCAUCGUGGUCAAGUACGACCCCAACACCAUCAUGCUGCCCAUUCCCUUCUUCAUCAUGCAGUGCUGGCUGCUGGGCCUCCUCCUCAUCCUCCUAUGGACCCUCUGGCGCUUCUUCAUCCGUGACAUCACACUCCGCUACAAGGAGACACGGCGCCGCAAACAGGAGGACCCCGCAGACAGAGAUCGACCUGUCGGCAACGGCAGCACAGGUGCUUCGUCAGGGCGAAGCAAACUGAACGGCGCCUCGGACGUCCUGAGACAUAGGAAGUCCUGAGUGGCGGCCUACAGCAUAAGAGGAUGUAACACCAGGACUAGAACUGUGGGCCAGUGCCUACUGGAAGAAAGGCAACUAGUAUUUAGUGGGCUUGGUUUUUGUUAUUUAAGGUCUUCUAGUGCAUCACCUGACACCACAGUGCUACCGACGAUGACACCAACGCCAUUACCAGACUGUAGACAUGCUUUUAUUUUGGUGGGGCAACCUCUGUAUGAGUUCAUGUUGAUGAUCGCACUUUCACUCAAACUGACAAAAACAUUUCCGUUUUUUCGUCCUCCUGCCAAAGCCUUGUCGCUCCUCUCAGGACAAACGUUUAAGAAGUGCGUGCUGAUGUUGUGCAACAUGUACCUCCGUACAUUUUGUCUGUCUGGGAAAGCAACAGUCAGAGCUUCAUUGAAAACCAAACUUUCCUCUUCCAUCUUGUUUUUUUCUUAUGUUUUGAGUAAGUUAACACUUAAAAGAACUCACUCAGCUGAAGCAUAAACAUCUUUAAUUACUGAAGCCAUAAUUUAAAACCUCACCAAAAUGAAAUGUAUUUUAUUGCACAUUUUAUUUUAUUUUUGUUCCAAUGUUAUAAAAAGUACAUUGUUUUUUUUUUCUACAUUCCAGAGUUGUACUUAAAAGCAUAAAGGUGUAUCAUCUGCUGCAA